Molecule: messenger RNA, 2691 nt
Organism: Vitrella brassicaformis
Lineage: Eukaryota; Vitrellaceae
Source: the annotation of a GenBank genome assembly
UGCUUUUCCGCCAUCGCCUCUGAUGGAUCUCUUCCAUACAUACACGUAUACAUGACAUGGCCGUCGAAAAAUGCUAACAACUCAACGGCCUGUGGGUCCCAGGCCACGAUUCUCGGUGAGCAGACGCUUCACUCACUUCCCCACAUAUAUAGCGUGGGGAUUCCCGAGAAAUGCCUUCUGUGUGGACUUCUCCUUAGGUCGACGUGACGAUCUAUGUGUCCAUCGACACAAAAGCGCUGUGUCCUCGGCUGCUUCUUGGCCAAUCGGCCUGAAACUCGGCAUAGGAAGGCCCCUGAGGGUGCCUGACAACCGACAGAACUCGGAUUUUGGCGAUGGGUGUUGUGUGUGGAGAAGCUGGUGGGUCGAUAUAUACGUACACAUGACAUGGCCGUCGAAAAAUGCUAACAACUCGAUGGUUUGUGGGUCCCAGGCCACCAUUCUCGGUGAGCAGACGCUUCACUCACUUCCCCACAUAUAUAGCGUGGGGAUUUCCGAGAAAUGCCCUCUGUGUGGACUUUCCCUUAGGUCGACGUGACGUUCCGUGUGUCCAUCGGCACCAAAUCGCUAACAACUCAUCGGCUUCUUGGCCAAUCGGCCUGAAACUCGGCAUGUGAGGUCCUCUCACCAAGACGGAAAUUUAUAGCGUGGGGAUUUCCGAGAUAUGGUCUGUGUGUGGCUGGAGGGCCUCACGCCAUACAAAUAUGUAACCGACGUGUACAAGGUGGCCGUUGAACAGAGCCUCUCAGUUUGAAGUCGAGUGAGACAGUGAGGCUGUCGUUUCCUUCUGCCUGUCGAUGGUGUUUUGUAGUACUUCCGAGCUGUUUGCAGUGUUUUUUCAUCAUAGCUGAAGACACACAGCGAUGCGACAGAAUGAGAUGUUACAGAUGCCCGGCAGAGACGGCCAAUCGCUUUAUUGUCGAGUGAGGUGUUCGCUGUGUGUGUGGCGAUGUGAUGGUGACGCGCAGAUAUGGAGAAUGGUGACGUUGCUUUGCUGUGAAUGUCCUGACUGAUGCCGGUGUGUGAUAGUGCUGGCUGCAUUCACUGCAGGUUGCAUUUGAGGAUCAGAUACUGCAGUGUCACGUCUGUGUUGUCCAUCCAAUCGUGUGCGCGGGGAACCCUGACUGACCCACACAUCCAUCGAUCCCACUGUCUGACUCUCUAUCUCUCUGUCUGUGUGUGUGUAGGUUGUUCCGUCAGCGUGACGGCUGUGAGCUGAUGGGAAGGGUCAUCAUUACGGGUGACGAUGAGGACCCCGGCGUGGCCGGUAUGCGCCUGGGCACACACACACAACACCCACGGCACACGAUUGAAUGUGUUGUGUGUGCGCCGUGUGUGUCUGUGUGUCAGUGUUCGGCUUCAGCGAGCUGCACUCGACCAAGCCCCCAUUCCUCUCAUUCAAGGCACCACCACCACCAGCAGCCCCACCACAGCCGGCAACGGUCAAUGUCGAUGUCAAUGUGACCAUGACGCCAUCUCCCGCUCCCUCCCCUGCUGCUGUGGCUGGUGCUGCGACAGUGGCUGGCCCGGCCCCCAUCCAGCAGCAGCAGCAGCAGCACACGAGUGGAGAGGACAAGAGCUCGGUGGGGGACUCCCUUCUGAUGACACCUGCUGCUGCCAAGACCGAUGAACAUUCGCCCCCUGGGCCGCUCCGCCUCCCCGACAACGGGCGAGAGAGAGACCGGCCAGUGUCGACUAUGAUGCAGCCAACUGUACCUUUAUCGUCAUCCCCUGUGCGCCAACAACGGCCGCUGCAGCUGUCAGCCAGCGAUCUCUCUGUGCCGCUGUUCGGUCGACGUGGCCUCUUCUUGGAGACAGGGAGGGAGAGCUCAUCGGGGGAGGUUGAGGGCUCCAUAUGGUAUGAGGCGCGCUUCCGUGCUCGGGCCGACAGGAUGCCCGGCCGUCGUCGGGCUAUGUCGCUGCUCACCUACCAAACCAAGACAUCCAGAAGUUCCCGAAGUGAGCACUCACCCUCUACACACAAACACACACACACGGAUGGUUACAUUGUAGCAUCUCUCCCCCUCUCUCUCUCUGUGUGUGCGAUGUGUGUGCAGCGGUCCGGAGUGGGAGCCGCGUGACGGUGCUGCCGACGAUCUUCGAGCGGGAGACUUCCGGCCGGGCGGAUGGCACUAGUGAGCCCGCGGCAGCACCACCAAGUGACGACACAUGCGGCAAUGGGGACGAUACGCAGCAACAGCACAAAGCCGAAGACAGCACUGAGGUUUUCUUUGAUGUCACAUGAUGGUGGAUGGAUGAGACGAGGGCUCUUUCUUGCGUGCAUGGGUGGCGGAUGAGCGUGUGUGGGUGUGGGUGAGUGGGUCAGGUGGUGCGGCUUAUCCACGUCAUUCACCCAUGGUAUGACGUGUCUGACGAGUCUUUUUGGAUGCGGCCAGCCAUUCAUUCACCGGUCCAAUGGAUUGCUUCGAUGAGUCACUUACUUGUGUGUCCUCAAACGUCCCCAGGUCACAUCGGAUGACUACGCAUACACGGACACGGACACGCACACACACACACACACACACACGUGUGCAUAAAAAGCCAUUUGGAUGUCAUCUGAUGGACGUCUCUCUCACACCGUCUGUCUAUCUGCCUGUCUGCCUGCACCUAUGUGGCGUGGUGUGUCCGCAUAUCGGAUGAGAGCCAAACGGCGGCUUGUAUGGUUCAUGCGCACGGCACAUGGCCGGCCAGCAG